GUAAAGCAGCAGCAACGUGGCGCGGAGGCUGGCAAGCAGCCAGCAAUGUCGGUGCCAUGGCUGCAGAAGCACUCCAAGGUCUCACAGUGCAAGCUGUGGAAGGAGCUCGGCAGCGGAGAGGGCUCUGGACAGCUGGUCGCGUCCCUGGCUGCCGUGGCCGCAUGGUUUCAGGAGUGGAAGGAGUCAGCCAGUCAUGACACCUUGCAUGCCUACAUUCGCCACCUCUCCUUGACGGCAGAGCCCCCAACGCAUCCUCGCGUGCAGCGCACCAUUUUGCGCCUCCUGCGUCUCGCGGCCCGGCGCCGCAGUGCGGGGAGCGACUGGGAGGCGCUGCUGACGCAGCUGGACACGCGACUGCUUGAGCCAAUCUUACCACAGAUCCUGGCCUACAUGAACAGUCCGGACGAUGUCUCUGGCAUGAGCACGACGGCGGCAGGCCUUUUCGCUCGGGUGGCGACGGCAUCCCCACACACAGCGCUGUUUCCGGCUUUGGCUGCCCAGCCACCUCGGGGGCUCUCCACCGUCAUGCCGGGUGCAGCCCAGGCGAGGGAGAUCGUGGCGAAGCUACAUCCAGAGCUUCUUCCCACGGCGGAGCUCUUUGCCACGUCGUUGAAUGCCAUGGCCAUUCCCAUCGAUGAGGUCGCUCUGCGGCUGGUGCACCUCGCUGAGAGCUUCCUGGCAAGUCGGCCACCGGAGCAAGUCGUGGACGCGGCAGGGAUGAUCUUGAGGCACUUCGCUUCGCUCCUGGAUCUUCUCGACUCCGGCGUGGGCGAGGAGUGCUGCUUCCGCAGCAUUCUGCCUGCCAGCGAAGAUGAUGAAGUGCUGGCCUUCAUGGGCUGCGUGCCCUGCCUGACCACGGCGUAUGCGCGGAGGUUCCUGUCUCUGUUCUUGCCGCCUUUCCGACGGCUGCUCUUCUUGCACCGGCCGUACUUGGCGAACAUGCCGCAGUCCAGCUCCGCGCGGACAGAGCUGACAAGGAGCCUCCUCUCACACCUUCGCCUUCUGCAGCGCACCUGCAGUCAUUUCGCCCGAGCUAGUUCUGUGCCGCUGGCAGAGCUGUCCCCUGCACUGCUGGGCAUGUUCCAGAACGAGUCCGGCAAAAGCGGUGCCGAUGUGGUCCUGCCCAUCCCGACGCAGGCGGGAACCGCUGAUCAAGGUGGUCUCAUGUCUCUUCGCCGCGCUUCUGGGACCGUGCAGAUGCUGUCUACGAAGACGAAGCCCAAGAAAUUGGACUUCGAAGCACAGGAUGGCUCCUGGCACAGCUUCCUCCUCAAAGGCGCGGAAAAGACCAACCAGCAGGAGGUUGAGACGGUCGCUGCAGAGGGCCUGGUUGCAAAGAAAGGAACCUCCGCCGAGACUUUGCAAUCCCGCAGUAUGCUCUCCGAGCCUUCGGACGUGUUCGCUCCCAUCGCGACAGCUCCCAUGUCCCCACGCUCGGAAUCGACGAGCGAGCGUGUGCCGUCACCGGCUCAGGCCAUUGACCCUCGCCGGCCCGCCCUCGGAGUCGACCAGGGUGUGCUUCGUGCCGUUCCCGUGCGGAAGUUACUUCGGCCGGGAAUGUGGAGACGGCGGGCCAUCAUCUCGCAACAGGAGGGCGACGAGCUCUACGGUCAGUCGAAGCCUGUGGAGGCUCUGGGGGCCUUCUUGUCUCACAACUGGGAAGCAGACGGCUCUUCGAAAGUGGUCGCGCUCACGCUGCAGACAUCCUGGCCCCUUCUGUUGGCGUGCUGGCUUUUGGUCGCAUGCGUCUUCUUCACACUUGGCUUGCUUGAGAUCCUUCCCAUGCCGUUUAUCAACG
This is a messenger RNA of Symbiodinium sp. CCMP2456, 1798 nucleotides long. The record is from the annotation of a GenBank genome assembly. Lineage: Eukaryota; Dinophyceae; Suessiales; Symbiodiniaceae.